Messenger RNA from Octopus sinensis (East Asian common octopus), 2273 nucleotides. RefSeq names its product beta-1,3-galactosyltransferase 2-like. Lineage: Eukaryota; Metazoa; Mollusca; Cephalopoda; Octopoda; Octopodidae. The coding region runs from base 666 to 2147 and encodes 493 amino acids. Gene Ontology annotation, cellular component: membrane. Gene Ontology annotation, molecular function: hexosyltransferase activity. The transcript is spliced from 3 exons. The record is from RefSeq and is a predicted model, not a curated record.
AGACACUGAGAUGUGUAAAUAAACAAAUAUAAGAAUGUAGAAGUGACAAUCUGAAGGAGAAGAGAGAGAGAGAGAGAGAGGCUGGUAAUGGGAGUCGGAGAAAGUAAAAGGGGGAGGAGUGGGAGUGAGAAGACGGGAAGCGAAAAGCGGGUUGUGUAGUUGUGAGAGAAUGAAUGGUAAAAAGCAAAAGAGACAUAGAAAAGGAAUCAGUGAGAAGUUAAAAGAAAGACUAUAAAAGAAACAAGAAAAGCAAAACCUGAAGAAAAUAUUGUCUUCGGAACGUAAAGUUUAGAAUAUUUUUUUGAAAGAAUAGGUAAGGAAAAAAAACUCUAAGAACGAAAAGUUGUUGUUAUCUUUUUCUAUAAAAUCCUUGGUGGAUUUGAAUUUUUAAAUUUACAGAAGAGAAAGAAAAAGAAUAAGAAUUAUUUUUAUUAGAAAAAUACAAAGAAAUUCAAGACGAAGAAAAUAGUUGAAAGAGUUACAGAAGAGAAAGAGAAAACAAGAAAAAAACAGUAAUACGAUAACUCAUAAUAAUAAUCUCAAGUGGAUUUACUGACCAUAAAUAACAGACUAAAGGAUUCUUAUUAUAUUAAAGGAGUAACAUUAAUAAGGAAGUCCUCGCCAUCACCAAAUCUAUAAAUAAUGCCGCAAGCUGUUUUGCUGUCAUGCGAAGGUUACUGAACAGAUCUAAAAUCAAACGUCCGUUGUUGUUAGUCUGCCUCGGAAUAGUUUUUCUGUUUGUUGUACAUUCAACUAUAACAAACAAUAUAUUCAAUUUUGGUACGGGUAGACAUUUGCAUUACGAGACAACUGCACAGAUUCCUUCUGAUCUCGCUUAUCAUGUUCAAAAAGAAUACAUUUAUAAGAAAACUUUGAAUAACGAUUUCCAAGAGUCAUUGGCUUUUCGUACUGCUGGGAGAAAUGGAAGUAAUAUGAACAUAAAAUAUGCUCACACUCUACAAAAUAUCUCAGGACUGAAUAUUACAACAAAAAAAGGUAUUUUUCUUCUAGUUCAGUCCAGUGAUAAUGCCAUUAGAAAUACCUUGGGUUCAUUAGUCGAUGAUGAUACAAAUACUGUAGUUCUGGACAAUAAGAAUGUCAGUGCCGUUUCUGGGAGUCAGAGCAAUAUUUCAUUGGCACGAAAUAUUACCAGUAAAAUUGUCAGUGUGGAGCAAACCACGUCUAGUUCUAGAACUUUUGAAAGUCUUUUUAAAAAGAUAAAUAUUUCUUCAGUGAACACGACACAUUCAAGUAAAACUAUUACUCAGAAAAUAUUUUCAAAUCCAACAACAGUUUCAAUACCAAAAAUUUAUAAUCCUCAUCCAUUUUAUUUCCGACUAGACGCAAAUGAGUUGUGUUCUAGAAGAGAUCCACCAUUCCUUUUGAUUGUAGUGCCAAGUAUUCAUGACCAUAUGGAUAUCCGCAAUGCUAUCCGACAAACGUGGGCAAGCGUGGCUAAAGGUCAUGUUUGGCCUGGUCGAGAAGUUCAAGAAACAGUCAAACUAGCUUUUUUGUUGGGACUUCAUCAAUUUCCUGAACGCGAAAGUCUAUUAAUCGCCGAGAGUAAAAAAUAUGGUGAUAUAAUUCAAGAGAAUUUUAUCGACUCUUAUUAUAAUUUGUCUAUUAAAAUAUUAAUGGCUAUGAAAUGGGCCAGUCAUUAUUGUCCUGGUGUAAAUUACAUCCUUAAAGCAGACGAGGACACCUUCGUAAACAUUCCUAUGUUAGUGGAGAUCUUGCGCCAACCAGAAACGCCUCGACACAGCAUUAUGGGUCGGAUAAUGCCCGAGUCCAAGGUUUACAGGUUUGGAAGAUGGAAGGUUGAUAAAAAAAUAUACGACAAAAAGGUAUAUCCCCCUUACGCAGCAGGAAACACCUACAUUAUACCUGGAAGCAUUGCUCGAAAGCUAUUCAUAGCAUCCAAGUACCAUGUGUAUCUGCACGUAGAAGAUGCCUUUAUAACUGGUGUGUUGGCACAGUCAAUUGGUGCAAGCCAUUUUGACAUACCUGGUUUCACAUUUCAAACUGAUGAUGCACCGGAGGCCUGCGAUUUCAUUAUGGAUUUAAAAAUAUCUAGUACAAAAGCCAACAUGGGAUUGAUAAGGCACAUAUGGUCCCAAAUUAAGAAACAGAAAGACUGUGAAGAAUAGCUGUAACUUCGCACACACGGACACACAUAUAUGUACAUACAUGUGUGUGUGCGUGCGUGCGCGCGUGUGAAGUUAUAUGUAACAUACAUACAUACAUACAUACAUACAUACAUACAUACAUACAUA